This is a messenger RNA of Moneuplotes crassus, 593 nucleotides long. The record is from the annotation of a GenBank genome assembly. NCBI's taxonomy places the organism in Eukaryota, Ciliophora, Spirotrichea, Euplotida, Euplotidae.
AGAAGGAUGGAGACCUUAUUGAAGCUGAUAAUAAAAUGAGACGAGUCACCAAUUUAUUCUACAAAGAGAAGGACCGUAUCAGCCAAGCAAUAGAGCAAACAAAAGAAGAGAUUACGAAGAUGUACAAGGAGAGGGAUAUUUUGAAUAAGAAAAUUAAUGAGAAAAGCAGUGUCGUAAAGGAUGAGCUCUUCGUGCUCAAUCUAAGAUUUGAUGGGGUAAAUGAGGUUAAGAAUAGGGCAAAAGAUACAAUGGAGCUAUUUGCGUCACAGAUUGCCUUUACGAAAUAAGGAAAUUGAAAAGCUCAAAAAUGAGAAGUUAGAGCGGCAAAAUAGAAAAAUUUUGUUGAUGAAUAAAGUCAAGACUUCUCCAAGUGGAACUCCAAGAGGUUUGAAGCCGACAAAAAGGUCAAAGGUAGCUAAGAAAGGGCGAUCGAGGAAGUCUUUACGGAAUAAAUCAAAAAUAAGGAAAUCCCAAGAAGUAUCACCAGUUCGAAGCUCAACAGAGAGAAUAGAGGAGGUUGUUAAGCCUAAGAAAUCAGCCAAGAAAAGACUAAAGACUGCAAAAAAUAAAUAUCGCUAAAAUUUCAGUUUUAA